AAGCCAACAACUAAAAGUACAUGAAGAUCUACUGCGUGAACGAUUGCCAUUCCACCACCAACUUUUCAAAGAGAUGUAGCAGCCCUACGCAAGCAGUGAUCGCAUCACACCCAACUCGAUCCACGGUCUACCCAACUUAUAUAUAACCUAUCAUUGCAUGCUCAUCGAUCAGUAACCGAGCCAUCACCCACCACGCACCAUCCGAUUUACCAAAGCGAGUAGGCAGUAAUUCGCUUGACCACCUGACGUCUGCCAUGGCGACGGCGGCGGCGAGCAGCCAGGAGCACGAGGAGGCGGUGACGUGCGUGGACUUCUGGUGCAACGGGUUCGGGAUGCGGGCGCGGAUCGCGCUGCGGGAGAAGGGGGUCCCCUUCGCCUUCGUCGAGGAGGACCUCCGGGUCCGGCGGCGGAGCGACCUCGUGCGCCGCAUGAACCCGGUCCUCCGCUCCAUCCCCAUCCUCAUCCACGGCGGCCGCCCGGUCUGCGGCUCCCUGAACAUCGUCGAGUACGUCGACGAGGUCUGGAGCGGCGGCGGCGGCCGCCGCCUGCUCCCCGCCGACCCGAUCGAGCGGGCGCGCGCCAGGUUCUGGGCCGACUUCGUGGACCGGGAGGUGUACGGCGCGCAGACGAGGCUCUUCACGAGCCGCGGCGAGGCGAAGGCGGCGGCGGCGGCGGAGCUCCUGGGGCACCUCCGGCGGCUGGAGGCGGUGCUCGGGGACGGGGCCUUCUUCGGCGGCGGCGAGCUCGGGUUCCUGGACGUCGCGCUGGUGCCGUUCUCGGCCAUGUUCCACGGGUACGAGCGGCACGGCGGGGUGGACAUGGCGGCGGAGUGCCCCGCGCUGGUGCGGUGGGUGGCGAGGUGCGCCGAGCGGGAGAGCGUGCGCGGCGUGCUCCCCUCGGGCCACGACAUGUACGAGAUCCACAGGGAGUUUUACAAUAUUGAUGAGUGAGUGAACGGACGGGGCCAUAAUGUACUAGUGUGACAGCUAUAGCUCUGGUACUUUUAAGCAAGUUAUUAGUAUUCUUUUAAUGAACGUUAAUAAUCCAUCGACGUCGAGGCACAUGCUCGAUGAUCUCGUUAUCUAAUACAAAUGUACAACUCCAAUCUCUUGUAGACACUCGUAUGUCAUGACCUGGCCAAGGGCACAUAAUAGGAGUAAUAAUUGGGUUGGUGUUCUGGGCUUGUAAACCUGUAUGCGUUGGGCUUGGCCCAUGUAAUGAACCUUAUAUACUUUUGGUUUGGCUGUA
This is a messenger RNA of Panicum virgatum (switchgrass), 1248 nucleotides long. RefSeq names its product probable glutathione S-transferase. NCBI's taxonomy places the organism in Eukaryota, Viridiplantae, Streptophyta, Magnoliopsida, Poales, Poaceae. Gene Ontology annotation, biological process: glutathione metabolic process. The coding region runs from base 255 to 950 and encodes 231 amino acids. Gene Ontology annotation, molecular function: glutathione transferase activity. The transcript has a single exon. The record is from RefSeq and is a predicted model, not a curated record. Gene Ontology annotation, cellular component: cytoplasm.